Lingula anatina is the source of this 2973-nucleotide messenger RNA. Its product is annotated as F-box and leucine-rich repeat protein 13-like. Lineage: Eukaryota; Metazoa; Brachiopoda; Lingulata; Lingulida; Lingulidae. Gene Ontology annotation, biological process: SCF-dependent proteasomal ubiquitin-dependent protein catabolic process. Gene Ontology annotation, cellular component: cytoplasm; SCF ubiquitin ligase complex. The record is from RefSeq and is a predicted model, not a curated record. Gene Ontology annotation, molecular function: protein binding.
GCUAUUCGCAAACAACAUGGCGGAAGACUGCAGGUGUUUCGGUCGAUUGCGCUCAUAUACUUGAAUUUAAUUGUUCUUUAACAGAAAAUAGUGCAUUUUUUUACCCAGAAUAAUUCCUCAAAACCACAAUGGCGGCAUCUCUAAAGGGGAUAGACCCCGAAUUAAAGAAAUAUCUCCGCAUAAAUCGACUGCCAGACGUUUAUGAGGCUUUGCUGACAGGACUGGCAGUGAUGUGCCCUGAUGAUCCUAAGGCAUUUAUAGUCAAAUGCUUGAGACAUAUCCAGAAAUAUGGCCUUAGAUGCUUGCAGUGGGACAUGUUUGUGGAAGAAGAGAUGCGCCCCAGGAGGAGAGUUAUAACUGAGAGUAAUCUGGACUACAUUUUCAACUUAGAUGACUAUUCUUUGCAACCAACUCCAGAGAUGUACGCUAAAGCCUUCAGUUUCUACAACUCUCGUCUGCGGUCCAUGUGUUUUCAUGGCUGGAUGCAGUUCCACCUGGUGAAGAAGCAGAAGAGGAUGGACAUGGAGAGGAAGUGGUGUGAGGCUGUCACUCACUAUGCACACAGACUGAUGAGACUGGCCCUCAAUGAGUGGACUCAAUGGAUGAACUUCAGAAAGGGAGUCCAGUCCAUGGCAUAUAACAAGAUACAGCGUGUGUUCUUUUGUGCCAUUGCUAAAGUGAUAUUUGAUAACUGGCAUGAAGAAACAACCAAAGCUAGAAGGACUAGGGAAUAUUUUGAGAUCAACAUAAGGAGGUUAGAACGUGGAGAGAACAUGGAGGAAGAGGACCCCACAGGGCGCGGUUUGGGUGACGCCAGAGAUGAUAUCUCUGCUAAUAUGCCCAGAUCUGUGGCUUUAAAGAUCUUCAGUUAUGUGGACAUAGAUGACCUGGCCAGGUGUGCUCAGGUGUGCCGCUCCUGGAAGAUUCUCACACAGUCUCAUAGCUUGUGGACCAGGUUAGAUUUGUCAAUUGUUCGAGGAAGGUUAUCUACAGGUGUCACAGACCAUGUGGUCAAGACCCUCCUGACCAAAUGCCGUCCAUACAUUGUCCACUUAAACCUUCGUGGUUGUCUGCGUCUGAGCAGGGCGGCAUUUGUGACCAUUAGCGAGUGCCGGAACUUGCAGGAUCUGAACUUGUCCGAGUGUUCCGCUGUUAAUGACAGUAGCAUGAAGUUGGUGUGUGAGGGCUGCACCAUCCUUCUCUAUCUCAACAUAUCUCAUACCAAUAUCACAGAUGCCACCCUCAGGCUGAUAUCAAAAUCAAUGGAAAACUUACAAUAUCUGAGCCUGGCCUUCUGUAAGAGGUUCACAGACAAAGGUCUCCAGUACCUGGCUAUGGGGAAAGGUGGAGCCAAACUCCAGUGGCUGGACAUGUCUGGGUGUACACAGAUCUCAGUGAUAGGGUUUGAGAAUCUGGCCACUGGCUGCACCUCUCUCCGUUCCGUAAUUCUGAACGAGUUCCAGAACCUCAGUGAUGACAGGAUUAUCGCACUCACCGAGACAUGUAAGAACCUAACCUAUGUAUCUGUGCUGGGUUCUCCGUACAUCUCAGAUGAGUCUCUGAAGAAAGUGGCCGCCACCAGGAAACUGAGGAUGCUGAAGAUUGACUCCAAUCAAAAGAUCACAGAUGUCUCCUUCAAGAUGAUUGGCCGUAUGUGUCCAGAUCUGUACCACCUGUACUUAACAGAUUGUCAGAAGAUCACAGAUAUGACCCUCAAGUCUCUGUCUUCAUGUAAAAACCUCACUGUGCUCAACCUGGCGGACUGUGUCAGGAUUAGUGACAAUGGAGUGAAGAGUAUAGUAGAGUCGUCCUGUGGACCCAAACUGAAAGAGCUCAAUCUUACAAACUGUAUCAGGGUGGGAGAUAUAGCCUUGGUCCAUAUCCAUAAGAGGUGCAUGAGUCUGACCUACCUUAGUGUGUGUUUCUGUGAACAUAUCAGUGAGGCCGGGAUAGAGCUACUGGGACAGACAACCAGUCUGGUGUGUUUAGAUAUCUCUGGUUGUCGCUGUGCAGAUCAGGGUUUGUCAGCCUUGGGUAACAACCCCCGUUUUCGUGACGUCUGUCUCUCUGACUGUAACGGUAUCAGUGAUCUAGGACUACAGAAGUUCUCCCAGCAGUGUAAAGAUGUGGAGAGGCUGGACCUCUCCUUCUGUCAGCUGGUCACUGACGCUGCCAUCAAGAACCUGGCCUUCUGCUGUAGGAUGCUGACAGUUCUCAAUCUGGCCGGGUGUAAACUGCUAACAGACCUGAGUAUCCAGUACCUGUCAGGGGUGUGCCACUACAUGACCAACCUGGACCUCUCGGGAUGUGUGCUCAUCACAGACAAGGCUCUGAGGUAUUUAAGGAAAGGCUGCAAGAAGAUGAAAAUGUUGUUGCUGUUGUACUGCAAAGGCAUCAGCAAGCAAGCUGCACAAAAGUGCAUGCGCCAAAUUCCUUUUGUGCAAUGGAAUGACGAUGAGGUGCCAGCUGAUUUCUGCUGAUUAUGUCUACAAUCAGACAAAGGCAUGAUUCGCCGCCUGAAGGUUAAAAAUUUGGCAUGGGUUCAGAUAAAGUAAUGGCAGAGAAACGCGUAACAUGGAUUGAGUGCCAGGUGUUGCAAAACUGACAGAAACACAUAACGCAGAUACCCCAAUUUUCAAUGCAUUGUAAUUGUGGCUACUCUAGGUUCCUUUACCAAGUGUCAGAUUCUGGGAACAAGUUACACUUACAUCAGGGAACAAUGCUGUAAAGUGGUCAGGGUACUCUUCUGGCAAAUUUUCCUUGAAAUCAGUGUCAAGUGCCUUCUAUAGGUGGCUCUUGAGUAGUGCACCAGGCAAAACUCACUUUUGAAAGCUUUGUAUUUGCUUCAGCAAAUCCACAAUAUAGAACUAAAAUAGAUGGCAAAUAUGUGGCCAUUUUAUACCGCAUAUCUGCAUUCAGAUUACUCUUAGGAAAGAUAUCCUAAUUGUUAUCUCAUAUUAACUUUUGCAAAAA